AUUUAAUUGUUGGAUUGUCAGCGCUGCACUCCCGCUGGCGGCCGGCAGGGGGCAGAGUUCGAGUUGGAUUUGUUUUUUUUUCCGCCGGGCGUCCCCGGGGAGGCAGUCGCGGAGUGGGGGAGGGGAGGGGAGGGCGGGGCGCGAGGACGCGGUUCGGUCGGCUGCUGCGCUACUUUUUGUACCGGCUCGGCGGGGAGGCCGCGGCUGCCGCAUCAGAGCUGACGUGGGGGCGACGUGGGGCCGCCGCCGGCGCCGGCGCCGGGUUGCUGGGCGUAGGUCGGGCUCGCCGUCUCCACCUCCUCCCGUCCGUAAUCAGUGACGAGGUCCGCUACGUAAAUCCCAUCGCGGCGGGAUAAAUAAAGAAGAAAACGGAGAAGGAACAAAGCAUUGAUUACAAAUGUCUUAAUAAUGAACAAAUGUGGCAGGAAAAAAUAUAUUAAGACAAAUCUAAGACAAAUGACCAUGGAAACAAUUGAAUCUCAGCAGGAUGGAAGUGUAUCAGAUUCUGUGGCAGAGAGCGAAUCUGCUCAUAUGCAGACCCAGACUGGUCAAAAUUCAGUCCCUACUUUAGCUCAGGUAGCAACAAUUGCAGAGAAAGAUGAGUCUGCAGAAUCAGAAGGUGUAAUUGAUUCUCAUAAACGUAGAGAAAUCCUUUCACGAAGACCCUCUUAUCGAAAAAUACUGAAUGAACUUUCCUCUGACGUGCCUGGUGUUCCCAAGAUUGAAGAAGAAAAAUCAGAGGAAGAAGGAACGCCACCUAACAUCGCUACCAUGGCAGUACCGACUAGCAUAUAUCAGACUAGCACGGGGCAAUACAAUGAGGAAACUGAACUUGCCCCAAGUCACAUGGCUGCCGCCACUGGUGACAUGCCGACUUACCAGAUCCGAGCUCCUACUACUGCUUUGCCUCAGGGAGUAGUGAUGGCUGCCUCGCCAGGAAGCUUGCACAGUCCCCAGCAACUGGCCGAAGAAGCAACACGCAAACGAGAGCUGAGGCUAAUGAAAAACAGGGAAGCUGCCCGGGAGUGUCGCAGGAAGAAGAAAGAAUAUGUCAAAUGUCUUGAAAAUCGUGUGGCUGUGCUUGAAAACCAAAACAAGACUCUCAUUGAGGAACUCAAGGCCCUCAAAGAUCUUUAUUGCCAUAAAGCAGAAUAACUGUCUUUGACUUGGACCUUGUUUAUUAUGAACUCUAAUCAAGGCAGGAGAUGCAGCAAUUCUACUAAUUGCCAUGUGGACUUGUGGAAGGGACACUUGUGACCCUUAAGAAUCCAGUUUGGCUUAGUGUUUGACAUUGAAUUGGGACUGUUCCAAGAUUUGGAAUGCAGCCAUGAUCACAUUUACCAAGCUUACUUCAGUCUGCUUGUCAAUAGCAUGCAAAAAAAAAAAAAAAAUGUUUUGUUUGCCCUUUUGCUUCUACUUUUUUUCAGGGAAGCUGCUAAAGAAUGUCGACGUCGAAAGAAAGAAUAUGUAAAAUGUCUGGAGAGUCGAGUUGCAGUGCUGGAAGUUCAGAACAAGAAGCUCAUAGAGGAACUUGAAACUUUGAAAGACAUUUGCUCUCCUAAAACAGAUUAGUAGAAAUAUUUAACUAUGAACUGAUUACCACAUGUACAGUUGCUUUUGAAGGCAAUACAAUAUAUAGCCAGCAAGAAUUAUGGCUUUUUUCCUUUGUAACAUUCAUCGUAUUCUCUAACCUCUGACAUUCCUAAAAUGCUUCACUGUACGUAGUUAACUCUUAGCUGUAACUUCAAUUUUUUAAAAAAGAGACAAGCUGUAAAAAAAAAAAAAUGUAUGUAACAAAUUCUUAAAAUGCAAUAUUUGUAAGACUUGCUCCAUUGCCACAUAUUUGCAGUUCCCAACCUCUGUGUCAUGAAUAGUGUCCUAUGCAAUACAAUUUUUUGCAGGUCUUUAAAAAUCAUUUUAGGAAAGGAUGAUCAGAGAUAAUGCAUCCAGCAGUACAAUAAAAGCAAACCACAAAAAAAUACCUCAGGAAAGAAUUGAAAGAAAGAAUCGAAAGAAUCUAAUGACAUGCCUAUAUGAAAAUAAGAACCUAUAAAUGAAUUUAUGGCAUUUGCAGAUUUUUAUGUUAGUUGCUUUAUAAAGAAAAUAUUGUAUUGCUGUCCUUGAAUGCCAUAGUUGAAGAGAGUUUUUAAUAGAACCAUGUUGGUUACACUUUGUAGUGUUUGGUGCUCAUUUAACUAUCUGAACAUUUACUACAGUUUUUACUCUAUUGUGUAAUAUAAAAGAUCUUGCAGAAGUUCUUAGUGUCGGUUUGCAUGAAUGAACCUAAUGAAAGUUAUGACAAAUUUUUAAUAUCAGGAAUGUGUUAAAAGUAAAAGUUAAAAUUGUAUUUGCAUCCCUUCAAGGGUACGCGAGCCAAUUUCUACACCGGUUUAUGCUCUCUGCAAAUACUCUUUCCUCCAUCUCGUCAGAAGUAUGGCCCCAGAGCUGUUACGCAGAAGAGCAGCUACAAAAGAUUCAGGUCAUGUGAUGAUGGACAAGGCCUUUCU
Messenger RNA from Odobenus rosmarus divergens (Pacific walrus), 2507 nucleotides. It is a transcript of the gene CREM, whose product is annotated as cAMP-responsive element modulator-like. Gene Ontology annotation, biological process: regulation of transcription by RNA polymerase II. NCBI's taxonomy places the organism in Eukaryota, Metazoa, Chordata, Mammalia, Carnivora, Odobenidae. Gene Ontology annotation, molecular function: DNA-binding transcription factor activity, RNA polymerase II-specific; RNA polymerase II cis-regulatory region sequence-specific DNA binding; protein binding. The record is from RefSeq and is a predicted model, not a curated record. Gene Ontology annotation, cellular component: ATF4-CREB1 transcription factor complex; nucleus. The coding region runs from base 409 to 1155 and encodes 248 amino acids. The transcript is spliced from 8 exons.